Molecule: messenger RNA, 4571 nt
Organism: Hordeum vulgare subsp. vulgare (domesticated barley)
Lineage: Eukaryota; Viridiplantae; Streptophyta; Magnoliopsida; Poales; Poaceae
Product: DExH-box ATP-dependent RNA helicase DExH11
Exons: 22
Coding region: 186-4289 (1367 amino acids)
Biological process (GO): nuclear-transcribed mRNA catabolic process, 3'-5' exonucleolytic nonsense-mediated decay
Cellular component (GO): Ski complex
Molecular function (GO): RNA helicase activity; ATP binding; RNA binding
Source: RefSeq, a predicted model, not a curated record
AGACAGACCCUACGCAUCAGAGUAUGCGUGCAGCCGAGCCGACGCCAUCCCCAGCCCCCCAUCUCCGGCGCCGCCCCGCGGCCCCAACUCCGGCCGCCGCUUAGCUCCGCCCGCGCCCUAUUAAGCUUGUGAAGAAGCAGAGUUCAUUGGAGAGAUUAACGGACCGCCUUGUCGCGGUGGCCUCCAUGGACGACCUCACCGCAUCGCCGGCGAGCGAGGUGCCGUUCCGCAUCAGCUUCUCCGGCCAUGGCGGCCACCUCCGCCUCGACCCUACCCCCCACCCGCCCAACCCCGUGCCCGACUUCGUCCUGCCGCCGGCCUACCCGCCCGAGAGUCCCAGCAGCGUGAAGGAGUACCUCGAGGCUAAUUACCUCAAUCCCGAGCUCUACGUCCCCACCGCGGCCAAUGACGGCAGGGUGUGGGAUGUAGACUGGUUCGACCUAGCCAGGCCGCCUCUGGAGCCCUCUGCCCCGCGCACCAUGCUUGUGCCCGCCUGGGAGCCACCUUUUCGCCGAAGAUCGUUGUCCUCGUCGUCCGAGCAGCAAGUUUGGGACCCUGAGUCUGUGCAGAUGGAGAUGAGCCAAGUGUUCGAUUCGGGGAAUGGGGGGAUGGUGCCACGGAUGCCAGGCCCGGCGAAAGACUUUGUGAGGGGGAGAGUCAACAGCCGGCCGUUCCGCCCGGGGGGCCUGCAGGACGAUGCAGCUGAGGCGGCAGCAUUGGAGAAGGCAUUUCCAGAGGGUGCGCGAAAUGGCGAUUGGGUGCGUGAGCUUAUGAGUGGUGGCCCCGCUCUAAACGCUCCGCCAGGGUUCCCCAAGGGAUUGGACUUGGGCCAGUUGAAGGAGUAUAACAGCCACUGGAAGUGUUUCCAGGACGGGGAGCAUGUUGAGGAACCUGCAUCUUCAUCAAAUGACACGACGGAUAAGUACUCGGUGCAGUUUGAUGAUUUGUUCAAGAUAGCUUGGGAGGAAGAUGAUGUCAACAUUGUGCCACAUGAAGAUGAUUGUGAGCUGGCUAGAGACGAGGGAGCCAACGAUGUCAAUGAACGAAAGGUUGAUAAGUUGCAAGAUGCUUCUGAAACUCUUCCAAUGGCAGACACUGACAAACUGGAAGCUAAUAUCAGAGGAGAUAUUUCUGAAGCUCAAACGGACUUGGACAAAAUGUUAUCAUCUGAAGUGAGAGAUACCCGCAGAGAAACAAGUGGAUUAGUUGAUGAUAAGCCAGCACAGGAGGGCACGGAUUGGGCACUUGUUGUUGGGGAUAAUUCUAUUGUGACAAACUUCCACAAACUUGUUCCGGAUAUGGCAAUUGACUAUCCCUUUGAAUUGGAUAAGUUCCAGAAGGAGGCUAUAUAUUAUCUUGAGAAGGGGGAAUCAGUCUUUGUGGCAGCCCAUACAUCAGCAGGAAAGACGGUUGUUGCAGAGUAUGCCUUUGCUUUAGCAUCAAAACAUUGCACCAGGGCUGUCUAUACUGCUCCCAUCAAGACUAUCAGCAACCAGAAAUACCGAGAUUUCUGCGGAAAGUUUGAUGUGGGACUUCUUACUGGAGAUGUUAGCAUCAGACCAGAGGCAACUUGCUUAAUUAUGACAACAGAAAUAUUGCGCUCAAUGCUUUACAGAGGUGCUGAUAUUAUACGGGAUAUUGAAUGGGUAAUUUUUGAUGAAGUGCAUUAUGUCAAUGAUGCCGAGAGGGGCGUAGUUUGGGAGGAAGUUAUUAUAAUGCUCCCGAAGCACAUUAACAUUGUCCUCCUUUCAGCAACGGUUCCGAAUACAGUUGAAUUUGCUGACUGGAUUGGCCGAACAAAACAGAAGAAAAUUCGUGUCACAUCGACUAACAAAAGGCCUGUUCCCCUCGAGCAUUGCCUGUUCUACUCUGGAGAGGUAUACAAAGUAUGUGAGAAGGAUAUAUUUCUUACUCAAGGAUUUAGAGACGCCAAGGAUGCUUUCAAAAUGAAAAAUGCAAAUAAGUUUGGAGCUAAACCUGGAACAAAAUCAGGAACUCCUGCAGUACGUGCUGGAACUCAAGGCAGAAAUCCAGACACUUCUAGUAAAGGGAGAGACCAGAAGCUCCCAAAGCACCACCAAACCAAUUCAGGAGCAGCAGCAAUUCAGCAAAAUACCUCAGGGUCAAGGAGAUCUGAGUCUUCGUUCUGGAUGCCGCUUAUAAAUAACCUUUUGAAGAAAUCACUUGUGCCUGUGGUAAUUUUUUGCUUCUCAAAGAACAGGUGUGAUAGGUCAGCAGAUAGCAUGUUUGGUGCUGAUCUCACCAGUAAUUCUGAUAAAAGCGAAAUCCGUGUCUUCUGUGAUAAGGCCUUUUCGCGCCUCAAAGGGUCGGACAGGAACCUUCCUCAGGUUGUAGGAAUCCAAAGCCUUCUGCGAAGAGGAAUUGGAGUUCACCAUGCUGGGCUUCUUCCUAUUGUGAAAGAAGUAGUUGAGAUGCUGUUUUGUCGCGGUGUGAUUAAGGUACUGUUUUCCACCGAGACAUUUGCUAUGGGUGUUAAUGCUCCCGCAAGAACGGUUGUGUUUGAUACUUUAAGGAAGUUUGAUGGAAAGGAACAUCGAAGGUUACUUCCAGGGGAGUAUAUUCAAAUGGCUGGACGAGCUGGUAGGAGAGGACUAGAUACCAUAGGUACAGUGAUAAUGAUGUGCCGAGAUGAAAUUCCUGAAGAAAGUGAUUUGAAAAAUCUUCUUGUUGGAAAACCAACUCGACUGGAAUCUCAGUUUCGACUAACAUACACUAUGAUACUACAUCUUUUACGUGUGGAGGAACUUAAGGUGGAGGACAUGCUUAAGAGAAGUUUCGCAGAAUUCCAUGCACAAAAGGAUUUGCCUGAGAAGGAAAAGCUGCUUCUGCAAAUGCUACGUCAACCUACAAAGACAAUCGAGUGCAUAAAAGGAGAGCCUUCUAUUGAAGAAUAUUAUGAUAUGUUUUUAGAAGCUGAAGAACACAGGGAAUUUGUCACAGAAGCAAUUAUGCAGUUGCACACUACUCAGCAGUUCCUUGCGCCUGGAAGAUUGGUGGUUGUUAAAUCCAAAUCUGAUGAUGAUCACUUGCUUGGCGUAAUCGUGAAAAAUCCAUCCGUUGCACUAAAGCAGUAUGUUGUUCUUGUACUGACCUGCGAUUCCACUUCAUCUGCACUAUCCCCUAAUUUAUCCAGUCAAAAUGAGAAGGGGCCAGGGGAUUCUCAAGGAUAUUUGGUUAUCCUUCCAAAAGGAAAACGUGGCAUGGACGAUGAUUUUUUCUCUUCCUCUAGAACACGAAAAAGUUCAGGUGUUAUCAAUGUAAAGCUACCGUACACGGGGGACGCAUCUGGAAUGGGUUUUGAAGUAAGAGCUGUGGAGAAUAAAGAGAUUAUUAGUAUAUGUACAAGCAAAAUAAAGAUCGAUCAAGCCGGACUCCUUGAAGACAUUAGCAAAACAGCUUACUCUAAAACAGUUCAAAUGCUUAUUAAAGAGCAGCCAGAUGGAAAGUACCCUCCUGCGCUGGAUGCAAUAAAAGAUCUAAAAAUGAAAGACAUGGAUCAAGUUAAAAGAUAUCAUGCACAUAACAACCUACUGGAAGAAAUGUCUAAAAAUAAGUGCCAUGGUUGUAUAAAAUUGAAGGAACAUAAGAUAUUGAUGAAGGAUCAAAAGGUGCACAAGGAUCGGCUGGAUCAACUGAAAUACCAAAUGUCAGAUGAGGCACUUCAGCAGAUGCCACAGUUUCAAGGCAGAAUUGAUGUACUAAAGGAGAUCCAUUACAUCGAUUCCGAUCUUGUUGUGCAACUUAAGGGCCGAGUGGCAUGUGAAAUGAACUCUGGUGAAGAGUUAAUAUCAACAGAGUGUUUAUUUGAGAAUCAGUUGGAUGAAUUAGAACCUGAAGAAGCUGUGGCUAUUAUGUCAGCAUUUGUUUUCCAACAACGGAACGCGUCAGAACCAUCUCUCACUCCGAAGCUGGCUGAUGCCAAAAAGAGGCUCUAUGACACGGCAAUCAGCUUAGGACAGCUCCAAAAGAGGCACGAGGUGCCUGUGGAUCCUGAGGAGUAUGCGCGUGAUAAUCUCAAGUUUGGUCUUGUUGAGGUUGUCUACGAAUGGGCAAAGGGAACGCCUUUCGCGGACAUAUGUGAGCUGACAGACGUAUCUGAAGGGCUGAUUGUACGAACAAUCGUGCGGCUGGAUGAAACAUGCAGGGAGUUCAGGAAUGCCGCCUCCAUAAUGGGUAACUCUGCGCUGUACAAGAAGAUGGAGAUCGCGUCCAACGCCAUCAAGCGCGACAUCGUCUUCGCAGCAAGUUUGUAUGUCACAGGAAUAUGAUGCGCCUGGGCCUGACCAUGUUUGUAAAGUAGAGAAAUUCCUGUUCUGGGUGUCUAGUUUCUUCGCAAACCCAGUCUUAACAAGCGCACAAGUGUAAAGAUGUUUUUAGCGAAAGUACCGCCCGAUGCUGUUGACACCCAUGACUGGGUAGGUAGAAUCAACAAAAUCUACUGCAUUUUCUGACCAGUUUGUGAUGUUUUUAACCAACAAGCAUGUACAAGAAGAAUUGCCACGACUUCACAGAGAUAUACAGGCCUAUAAAUGUUCAAGUCAGUAAUCAUA